AUGGUACCCUCGGAGGAAGGCCGUCAGGACCCUCGCAACGACGACGUAAGCUUGUCGUUGCCUGUUCGUGAGAUUGGCCAGGCGUCGUUCAUGCUUUCACCAACGCCGGAUCCUUGUCCGUCCGAGGCGGGCGCACCCCUCUCGAUUGACGCCUGCGUUGGCACUGCCCUUAUCGGCCGUGCAAGUGUGCCACACACGGCUAUUGGGAGCGCCACUCCUGGUGAACGAACGAUGAACGCUCAGCUGACCUCGACGGCGCUCCAGGUGUUCGUGCCCUUUAUCCUGGCUGGCUUCGGCUCCACCUUGGCUGGCAUCCUGCUCGACGUAGUCAAGGAGUGGCCGGUGUAUGUGAUAGUGCAUCACAUAUUCGUGGUCAUUCCACCCUUGCUGGGACUCAACGGCAACCUGGAGCAGACCCUGGUGGCGAGGCUUAGCACCCAGGCAAACUUGGGCAACCUGAACCGGGUUCGCGAACAACUACCCAUGAUAUUUGCAAACAUCGCCCUCUUGCAGUGCCAGUCGACAGUGGCGAUCUUCCUGACAUGUUCACUCGCCGUCCUGAAAGGUCUGGCGAUUGACGGUCUCUGGGACCCUUCCCACAUCGCCGUCCUCUACGCUGGAGCGCUGGCCGCUGUCAACACCGUCAGCUUCGUGAUGUCUACGGUCGUGUUGCUGCCCACCAAGUGCGAAAAAAACCCGGACAACAUCGCGCCGGCCGUCGCGGCUUCGUUCGGCGACCUGACCACGCUUUUCCUGCUCUCCGGCUACUCGUCUUUAAUGCUGUACCAUCCGUAUCUGGCGCCGCUGGUGAUCGCGUUGUGCCUGCUCCUGCUGCCAAUGUGGAUAGUUCUGGCCCGACGCAACACCGUCUCCAGGGAGGUGCUGCGCGUCGGGUGGCUGCCAAUUAUUAUCGCACUCACGGUCUCGAGCUUCGGCGGGUACAUCCUGGAUUACGCAGUCUUCGCUUAUCCGCCAAUUGCCCUCCACCUGUCUGCAGUAAAUGCGCUGGGCGGCAACCUGGCGGCCGUCUUCAGCUGCAGCUUGUCCAGUUACCUGAACCGGGUGACGCCACUGGGAGACAUACCAUUCGGGGAACACGUCUGCGUGGGGCCCCUACAGAUGUACUACCAGGGUGGGGAGAUGGCCAACGUGGCCUACGUGCUCGUCGGCGUCGUGGUGCCCGGCCAGACGCUGUUCGCUGUGCUCUCUAGGAUUCUGCGCUUCGGCAAGGUCUCCAUGACCAUCACCUUCUUCGCAGCCUAUUGUGGUGCAUCGCUAGGGCAGGUGCUGGUAUUGCUGUACUUGGCGCGCCUCAUCGUGUACCACCUCUGGAACUGGGGUGUCGACCCGGACAACGCGGCCAUCCCCUGCCUGACGGGCUGCGGCGACUUCCUUGGCACGGGAUUUCUCACCCUGGCCUACGCGUUGCUCUACUACAUGGGCGACGAAUCGGCC
This is a messenger RNA of Rhipicephalus microplus (southern cattle tick), 1455 nucleotides long. Its product is annotated as solute carrier family 41 member 1. The record is from RefSeq and is a predicted model, not a curated record. Lineage: Eukaryota; Metazoa; Arthropoda; Arachnida; Ixodida; Ixodidae. Gene Ontology annotation, molecular function: monoatomic cation transmembrane transporter activity. Gene Ontology annotation, cellular component: plasma membrane. Gene Ontology annotation, biological process: monoatomic cation transport.